CCGUUCAGUGUGAGGUAACGUUACUCACCCUGAGGAGGACUUGAUUUUAUUUGUGAAGCUGCAUAAUGCAAUACAAGGAAUGUGCUGCAACCAAUGCCAAACAACGGUGUUGCGCUGGGAACAUACGCUUCAGGGGACUCGGCAGGCGCGUAACAUUGAACCCAAGAAGCAAUAAAUCACUUGACGAGGUUUAUUUUUCAGAUCGAGAGUGCGACUAACAGAAGAUUAUGGCUCCUCUCUAUCUGCAAUUGUUCAAGAAGACAGGACUCACACAGGAGAGUCAUCCUUCAUUGGCUCUCUACGGUUUACUGGUGUCUGGAGGCGCCCUGCUUUUCCUGGUGCUGCUCUCAUUCCUCUGUACUUCCUGCCCAAGAAACAAUAAGGAAAAAAAAAUUAAGGCUGAAGGUGUGAAGUUGGUUGGUAUGUCUGCAGGCUACAUCCCCCAACUUCGACCAGUUAGCACACCUGAAACAGGAGCACAUGAUCCCAACAGAAUGCACUGCAAUGGUGAAGGAGGUCUGAGAAGCUGGCAGGUUGACUAUCUCCGACUGUCAGGAACAGAACUUUCACAGGAGGGAGAGAAUCAGGACUCAAGAAACUCGUGGCUUCACCAGAGCAGAGAAUUGCCCCGUGCUUCUGGAGGAAAGCAGGUACAAGAUAUGGACCAUGUGUAUUCCCAGGUUAAAGACUUCUCUUGUCAGCAGAACACUAUUGAAGAUUCAUUGUAUGAGAGUGUUGGAACAAAUUAUGGACAGAAUCCUGGUGAUCGCCGGUCUGAACCUAGAUGUGGAAUAGAAAUUACUGUAUCAACUCAAAGCCAACAAGGUUUAAUGGAACCAGCUGUUUACAUGGACGUACCAGAGUAUGCCUCAAUUCGAAGGGCAAAGAAAAGAGAAAACAGUCCAAAUCUGGAUGAAAAACAAUCAAGGAGAAAUGUAAACAAUGGUUGUGUGUUUUUACCUGGAACCAGAAACUACAGAGAAGAAUUAAGAAUUAAUGAAAAUUAUGAAGCUUUUACAGAAACUGAGAAUUUCAACUCUAGAAUACAAGGUAGGCUGAGUCCUUUCACAGAUCGUGAUGCAGAAGAAUCGCUGGAAGAAUUUGUCGAGGGGAGAAGUGCAUGUGGGAGCCUAACUGAAGAGCAGCUUUAUACAAACAACAUCUUUGUCCAGAGGCAAAGCCGCUAUGUCAGUAAGUCCCAUGAAAAGCUCCACUCACUGACAGAUGAAGAGAUUGCUGGAAUGUACUCUAAGGUGGCAAAGAAAGGUUUCAGAAAGAAAAUGCCUUUACCAGUAAAUAUGGGACUUCAAAGAGAAGACAAUGCAAAAUUCUACUCCUGGUCGACAGGGAAUAUAAAUGAAGAAGAAUCUGAUUACGAAUCAAUCAAGAGUCCACGCUGGCAUACAGGCAGUCAGCUCCUGGGAGGGAAACCUGGUUAUGUUCCAGUUAAUGAAAGGACCUGGCAAAUGAAAUUCCCACAUGAAGAUGAAAAUGAAGAAGAAGCAGAGCCAGGUUACGAAGCAAUCAAUAUAAAAUGGAAGAGAAAUAAAUCACUAAAUAUUGCUCAUGAGAGGCAGGCAGAAAAUUAUUAUGAAAGUAUCAAUGAACUACAACAGAGUCGUACUUCUACACAUGGUAUGACAUCUGAUGAUGCCGAGGACGCCUUUAUAACAGGACUCUAGGGUUUUUGUGAGGAUAGUGCAGUCAUUACAUCUAAACCAAAUAAUACUUUAUCGACAAAUCUUUUUCAAAAGAAGGCCCAUAAAAUAGUACAACAUAAUUUGAUCUUUUUAAAUAAGUUAAGACUUUUGCCUUAUGAGAUAUCCUUUAAUUUUUAAAUUCAUUUGCUGGGAUACACAAUAGAUUUUGAGAUUACUGCUGUCAUACUGAUGAGCACUUAAAGGAAUAAACAGGCUAAUGUCAAGUAAAACUUAAGCCUACUUUGAAGUCGUGGUAAGAGCUAAAAGCAGGAUGUUUAUUAAGCAUUUCCUGCAAGUAUCAGCAGUUAUCAUUUCCAGACCAGCAUCUUUAUUGUUAGUAGCCUUCAGAGGUGUAAUUAAUCUUCAUUAUAAACGAGUCAUGGUC
Hypanus sabinus (Atlantic stingray) is the source of this 2085-nucleotide messenger RNA. RefSeq names its product phosphoprotein associated with glycosphingolipid-enriched microdomains 1. Gene Ontology annotation, cellular component: plasma membrane; membrane raft. The record is from RefSeq and is a predicted model, not a curated record. Gene Ontology annotation, biological process: intracellular signal transduction; negative regulation of T cell activation. The transcript has 8 exons. The coding region runs from base 228 to 1682 and encodes 484 amino acids. NCBI's taxonomy places the organism in Eukaryota, Metazoa, Chordata, Chondrichthyes, Myliobatiformes, Dasyatidae.